Messenger RNA from Rotaria sordida, 501 nucleotides. The record is from the annotation of a GenBank genome assembly. NCBI's taxonomy places the organism in Eukaryota, Metazoa, Rotifera, Eurotatoria, Philodinida, Philodinidae.
AUGGUUGCUGUUGUUGUUGUUUAUACAGCAACAACAACUGAAAUUCAAAAUCGAAUCGAUCAAUUACCAAAAAGUACUCAAGAAAAUAUCCUAAAUAUUCUUCAAUCAACACCAGCAUUAAGAAAUGAUCUAAAACAUAAAGGUGAAAAUUGGUGUUGUAAAAUUGAUCCUGGCGUUGAAGCCGCAUCACAAACACGACAAACAACAUAUCAUGUAACUAGACAUGGUCGUCAUAGAUGUGGCUUUGAUGCAUGUGGCUUUCUUGGAUUGGCUAGUUGUACACGUUGGUGUGAUGAAUAUUGGAUAGAAGAACACCAUGGUGUUGAAACAUAUAUAGUUUAUACACAAAGAAUUUGUCCUAAUGAUCAAGUAAUAUGUUGUGCACAACAUAUUUAUGUUCUCGGUCAUUGUUUUUCAUAUAAAGAAAUUUAUAAUAAUCAACAAUUAUUUGCAGAAUUAAAUGAUUUAGGAAUUGUCAUUCCAGGUCCUUCUGUUGGUUAA